AUGUCGUUGGAAAUUCUAGCAAAUGAACUAUUGUUUGAUCUAUUCGAAUAUUUUUCAUCCGUUGAUUUGUUUCAUUCGUUCAAUAGUUUGAACUCACGGUUCGAUCAACUUCUUAUCGAUUAUUUUCAACAAAAGAAAUCGUUUGAUUUUCGAUUAAUUUACAAAGAAGAUUUAAAUCUUAUCCGUCGACGAUAUUUAUCAUCAUUUAUCGACAAAAUCACAUCGAUAUCGCUGUCAAACGACGAUACAACUCCACAUGCCAUCGACACAUUUCUCUCGCGUUUGUAUCCUCUACAUCGGUUCGUUAAUCUUCAAUCCAUCACCUUGUAUAAGAUUUGUUCAACAGAGAAAGUUCUUCGUUUACUGAACGAUUUACAACAUAUAUCUCAGUUGAAUCGCUUGAUACUCAAACAAUGUUAUAUUGCAUACAAUCCUAAAACUCUCGUCGAUGUUAUGGACAAGAUAUGGCAAUUACCCAAUUUAACACAUUGUUGUCUUGAUAUCACAUCUGAUGACGAUUGUCCUUUAGUUUUACCAACAUUUAUUUCCUGUUCAUUGAAACAUCUCUCCAUCGGUGGCUUCCGAUGUGAUCUUGAUUAUCUGUUUCAUUUGUAUGGACAUACUCCUUAUAUCGAGUAUUUAUCAGUGAAUUUAUAUGAAUUAUGUGAUGAAUAUCCUCAAUUACCGUUGUUACAUACAUUAACCAAAUUAGAAUUAAAAUGCGAAGCAUCGUUUCAUAUGAUUCAAGUGCUUCUACGUAAAACUGUGAAUUUAAAACAUUUGACAAUCGAAUUAACAACAAUUGGAAUCGAUGGACAAAAGUGGCAAGAACUAAUUCGAACACAUCUGACACAAUUGGAAGUUUUCAAUUUAAAAAUGGACUAUAGAUUGACAGAUUUCGAUGAUGAUUUGCAAGAAGAAGUCGAUGAACUAAUCGAUACAUAUCGAACACCAUUUUGGAUCGAAGAACAUCAAUGGUUCGUUCGAUGCUUCGGUUUUGUUAAAGACGAUAAUGUUUUAAUUCAUUUACAUACAUUACCAUACAGAUUCGAAGAAUUCCAUCUGGAAAUGAAUGAUGGUUAUAUUUUCAAAUCAACUUGUCCGAAAGAAGAUGAUUAUUUAAUCUAUAAUCAUGUUCGUAAACUUAAAUACGAUUGUAAUCUUUCCGAUGAUGAGAACAUACCAUCGAUACAAUUUACAAAUCUUCAAUAUUUAGCUUUAACAUUUCCAUAUGACGAUCAAUUUCAUGCGUUUGUUCCACAAUUGGAUCAAUUGACUUUUCUUGAAGUACGAAUGAAUACUCGAAGUCAUGAUGACAAUAAUCUCCUUCAAUUACAAUCAAUUCUUGACCAGGCACCAUGUCUUUAUUAUCUCAAAUUUCAUUCUUGGUUAGCAACGACUACGAAAUCAGAUAAUAAAAAUAAAAAAGUUCUAAAUGCAAAAAUGGCACCGUAUGGAAAUCAAAGUUCAUCCGUUCGUUAUCUUGAUCUACAAGGGUGGAAUCAUUUCAGUGAUUAUCAAUUUUACAAUGAACAGCAAUGUUCAGCAUUGAUUCAAUCACCAUUGGGGAAACAAUGUGAACAUCUUUUGAUCGAAGUCGAUAAACGAGCAAAUAUUCUAGAUUUAGUUAAAAAAAUGAAACAACUAAAAACAUUGAAUGUUCGUUGUCGCGAUAGAAAAAGUAACAGUGAUGAAUUAAUGAAAUGGUUACAAUUCCGUUUACCAUCAACAUGUACUUUUGCUAAAGAUAUCAGAUCUUCAAAAGAUAUUUGUUUAUGGAUCCGGUGA
Molecule: messenger RNA, 1788 nt
Organism: Adineta ricciae
Lineage: Eukaryota; Metazoa; Rotifera; Eurotatoria; Adinetida; Adinetidae
Source: the annotation of a GenBank genome assembly